AUGUCAUCAGGACUCGUGGAGGACCUCUCCCAGGACAGUCCCGUGGUGGGCUUGCUAAAAGUCGACUACGGUAAUAAGGCUACGGUAGUGAUUAACGGCUCCCUGACGCCAUUCGAGACAUCAAGAGCUCCGAAGUCGGUAGCCCUGGAUGGUGGCACCGAGUGCGCGCCGCCCUUCGCCCUCAUCAUGGUGGACACCGACCGUUCCAGCGGCUGGGGUGCGAUGCAACGCAGCUGGUUGCACUGGAUGGUGAUCAACGCCAAGAGCACGUUGGAACUGCACAAGGGCGAACAGGUGGUGCAGUAUGAAGGACCCUCUCCGCAUCCAGGAACGCGGCCUCAUCGAUACCUGUUUCUGGCCUACUGUCAGGGUGGCAAAACCUUGAACGGUGCUAAACUAAGGCCAGCGCGCAGAAACGACUUCGACAUGCACGACUUUCUGAGGAAACUGGGUAGUUCGGUACUCCUUGGGACCACCUUCUUUUACGUCGAUAGCGCCGCAAAUACAAAGAACAGUCCUCCGACGUAG
This is a messenger RNA of Rhipicephalus sanguineus (brown dog tick), 528 nucleotides long. RefSeq lists its product as uncharacterized. Lineage: Eukaryota; Metazoa; Arthropoda; Arachnida; Ixodida; Ixodidae. The record is from RefSeq and is a predicted model, not a curated record. The coding region runs from base 1 to 528 and encodes 175 amino acids. The transcript has a single exon.